AUGAGCACGGAAGUGGUGCUCAGCAUAGAAGACAUCCAGAACGAAGCAACAAAGAAGCUUCCCAGGUUCAAACGAGAGUUCUUCAACUCCGGCUCCACCGCCCAGGUGACAGUUCACGAAAACAGCACGGCAUUCGCAAAAUACCGUCUCCGUCCUCGAGUCCUAAAAGACGUUUCAAAGGCAGACACCAGCACCAGCAUACUCGGAGGCAAGAUUUCAUUUCCCCUCUGCGUAUCUCCAGCCGGACUUCAAGCCAUGGCACAUCCAGACGGAGAACUUGCCACAAGCCGUGCUUGUGCUAAGCGGAAGAUUCAUAUGGGCGUAUCGUCUUUUGCGAAUUACAGCGUUGAGGAGAUCAUCAAGGCUGGCAAUGACACUGGACCAAUUACACACGUGAUGCAGUUGUACACCAUGAAAGACCGAGGACUGCAAACUCGGAUCAUCAAGCGCGCUGAGGCUGCAGGCUGUGUAGCUAUCUUCUUAACUGCAGACAGUCCCGUGCUUGGCGUUCGGUACAACGAGUGGCGAAACGACUUUCGAACUCCUGACGGACUGGCUUUCCCGAUGUUGGAGAGAACGUCCGAAAUGAUUAUGGCUCAGACUCAUGAUGAUGGGUUCUUGUCGUUGACUUCCGAUUCGCAUUCUUGGGCUGAUGAUAUUCCUUGGUUGAGGAGCCAGACCAAGAUGGAGAUUUGGAUUAAGGGUGUACUUACUGCUGAAGAUGUGUUGCUGGCUCGCGAAUAUGGUUGUGACGGGGUCGUUGUGAGCAACCAUGGUGGUAGGCAGUUGGAUGGAACGCCAGCUACUAUUGACGCAUUGCCUGAAUGUGUGGCAGCAGCUGAAGGGAAAAUCAGAAUACAAGUAGAUGGCGGGAUCAGAACAGGGCAAGAUAUCUUCAAGGCCAUUGCUCUGGGAGCUGAAUGCUGUUGGAUCGGGAGACCAGCAAUUUGGGCAUUGGCUUACGAUGGUCAAAAGGGUGUUAAGAAGGCGCUCGAUAUCUUAUAUGAUGAGUUUAGAAGGUGCAUGAUGUUGACAGGCUGUAAGAACGUGUCGGAGAUUUCUAAAGCUUCCCUCGGCAUUGUUCGAGCAGAUGGUCCCUUGGCACGCCUAUGA
This is a messenger RNA of Mollisia scopiformis, 1113 nucleotides long. Its product is annotated as (S)-2-hydroxy-acid oxidase. The record is from RefSeq and is a predicted model, not a curated record. Bases 1 to 1113 code for a protein of 370 amino acids. NCBI's taxonomy places the organism in Eukaryota, Fungi, Ascomycota, Leotiomycetes, Helotiales, Mollisiaceae. Gene Ontology annotation, molecular function: oxidoreductase activity; FMN binding. The transcript is spliced from 3 exons.